Coregonus sp. 'balchen' is the source of this 21127-nucleotide messenger RNA. NCBI's taxonomy places the organism in Eukaryota, Metazoa, Chordata, Actinopteri, Salmoniformes, Salmonidae. The record is from the annotation of a GenBank genome assembly.
AUGGCUCCUUGCCGCGCUCGCUGGCGCGGGGCUCGCUGGCGCCGGGCUCGCUGGCGCGGGCUGGGCUGCCUUGCGCCGCUCGCUGGCGCGCGGGCUCGCUUGCCGCGGCUGGCUGCCUUGCGCGGGCUCGCUGGCGCGCGGGCUCGCUGCGCGCGGGCUCGCUGGCGCGCGGGCUGGCUGCCUUGCGCGGGCUCGCUGCGCGCGGGCUCGCUGGCGCGCGGCUGCUGGCGCUCGGGCUGGGCUGCCUUGCGCGCGCUCUCUGGCGCGCGUGCUCGCUGGCGCGCGGGCUGGCUGCCUUUCGUGGCUCGCUGGCGCGCGGCUGUGUGCGCUCGGGCUGGGCUUGCCUUGCGCCGCUCGCUGGCGCGCGGGCUCGCUGGCGCUCGGGCUGGGGGGCGCGCGGGCUGGUGGGCCGCGGUGCGCUGGUGGCGCGGGCUCGGUGGCGCGCGGGCUCGCCGCGCGCGCGCGCGUCCGCGCGCGCGCGCGCGCGCGCGCGCGCGCGUCCGCGCGCGCGCGCGCGCGCGCGCGCUCGCGCGCGCGCUCUCGCGCUCUCGCGCGCGCGCGCGCCGCGCUCGGCUCGCGCGCGCGCGCUCCUCGCUCGCGCGCGCUCGCUCGCGCGCGCGCGCUCCCUCUCGCGCUCUCCGCGCUCUCUCUCUCUCUCUCUCGCUCUCUCGCUCGCUCUCUCUCUUCUCUCUCGCUCUCUCGCGCUCUCCUCUCUCUCUCUCGAACAUCACGCGGAACAGCGCGAGAUAACUAAAUGCUGCCCAGACAGAGAUUAAAUAAAGAGGAGACAGACAGAGAGCUAAAUAAAGAGAGCGACAGGGGACAGAAGAAGAUAAAUAAAGAGGAGACAGACAGAGAGAUAAAUAAAGAGGAGACAGACAGAGAGAUAAAUAAAGAGGAGACAGACAGAGAGAUAAAUAAAGAGGAGACAGACAGAGAGAGAAGGUGAAGGCCAGAUUUGAAUUAAUUGAAUUCUUCAUUGAUCUCGUCCAGCCCCUGAGCUAUAAAUUGCCCCUUAGUUACAGGUUGAGUCGAUAGGUAAUUAGUGGGUGAUGUAUCGUAAAGGCUAAUACACACAGUGCCUGUGGCCCAGGAGGCUUCUGAUAGCAGAGCUUCUAUUCUCUACACCAGAUGUACUGGGACACAUAAUAUUACACCAGACCUCUUCUACCACUGAGUAUAAGGCUACACCAAGGUUAUAGACAAAAGGAGUUCUGAUCCCAUUUGUUACUACCACACCAGUGCUGCUAAUGAGUGUUUUAAUGAGGUAUAGAGCUUAUUCACGCCAUGACCAUGAUCAUUUAAAAUCCAGGCUAGCGUGGCAGUAUUGAAGUACUCCAUUGAGUCUAUGGAAAUAUUUUAACACUUUCACGUUCAACCUUUUAAAUUAACAGACAAUUAAUAAACCGACCAACUGAAAAUACGUGUAUCUGCAGAAGUAGUUUAGUAUUCAAACUUUGUUUUCCAGGUUUUUUUUCUCCAAAUGUUUUGCCUUUUUAAAUAAUUCCGUCAGAUGCCAGCUAGUUCCAAUGUAACAUGAGUUAGCAGCCAGCUAUACUGUGUAUAUUUGUAUGAGUUUGGUCGGCACUCUGACAGCUCUGAAUCCCUUUUAUCUCCUAGACUCUGUCACUGUGUUUGUUGUUUUUAUCACGCUGUGCAUCAGUACAUGCCAUGUUUAUGAUGCAUUCUGUGGAACUGUAGUAAUAUAGACUGGAUGAAGUUCUACAUAAGCCAUUUGCUAGUUCUCUAAUGUUGGAGAUAUUUCAAUAGGCAGUCUCGGAAAAUACCCUUGCUAGAUAGCUAACGGCUUGCUAUCUGAGGAAGAUACAGCUAAUUGGAGGCCAGCUCUUUCUCGUUAUUGUAAAUGCAGCCCACCGUUUCUAUUUUUCUGUCGAUGCCGAUGAGACUAAUCAGAGUUAUAUUUGUGUUUCUCUUUCUCUCUCUUCCUCAGGUGGGGAGUCCCACCUCCGUCAACGCCCCCUGCAGCUUUUCACGGACAUCGGUCACCCCCUCCAACCAGGACAUCUGCAGGUACUAUACACACACCUUUAAACAAUAACCUUUGAACUCUAACCCCUGACCUUUAACCUUCCAACCAUGACAUCUGCUGGUGUACAUCCUUCAAAUGCUUUGGGCUGCUGAGGGCAAUGCUUGGCUCUGGAUCUUAGCAGUCCCGUGGUUAGUUGAUUGUAUUUAGGGUGAAAGCAAGGUGCCAGAUUUUGUUGCCUUACAACCUGGAAUUAAAAUAGAUUUUUGGGGGGUUUGUAUCAUUUGAUUUACACAACAUGCCUACCACUUUGAAGAUGCAAAAUAUUUGUUAUUGUGAAACAAACAAGAAAUAAGACAAAAACACUGAAAACUUGAGCGUGCAUAACUAUUCACCCCCCCAAAGUCAAUACUUUGUAGAGCCACCUUUUGUAGCAAUUAGAGCUGCAAGUCUCUUGGGGUAUGUCUCUAUAAGCUUGGCACAUCUAGCCACUGGAAUUUCUGCCCAUUCUUCAAGACAAAACUGCUCCAGCUCCUUCAAGUUGGAUGGGUUCCACUGGUGUACAGCAAUCUUUGUCAUACCACAGAUUCUCAAUUGGAUUGAGGUCUGGGCUUUGACUAGGCCAUUCCAAGACAUUUAAUUGUUUCUCCUUAAACCACUUGAGUGAAUGGAUUUAAUGGUGCUCCGUGGGAUGUUCAAAGUUUGGGAUAUUGUUUUAUACCCCAACCCUGAUCUGUACUUCUCCACAACCUAGUCCCUGACAUGUUUGGAGAGCUCCUUGGUCUUCAUGGUGCCGCUUGCUUGGUGGUGCCCCUUGCUUAGUGGUGUUGCAGACUCUGGGGCCUUUCAGAACAGGUGUAUAUAUACUGAGAUCAUGUGACAGAUCAUGUGACACUUAGAUUGCACACAGGUGGACUUUAUUUAAUUAAUUAUGUGACUUCUGAAGGUAAUUGGUUGCACCAGAUCUUAUUUAGGAUCUUCAUAGCAAAGGGGGUGAAUACAUACAGUGAGGGGAAAAAAGUAUUUGAUCCCUUGCUGAUUUUGUAUGUUUGCCCACUGACAAAGAAAUGAUCAGUCUAUAAUUUUAAUGGUAGGUUUAUUUGAACAGUGAGAGACAGAAUAACAACAAAAUAAUCCAGAAAAACACAUGUCAAAAAUGUUAUAAAUUGAUUUGCAUUUUAAUGAGGGAAAUAAGUAUUUAACCCCCUCUCAAUCACAAAGAUUUCUGGCUCCCAGGUGUCUUUUAUACAGGUAACGAGCUAAGAUUAGACGCACACUCUUAAAGGGAGUGCUCCUAAUCUCAGCUUGUUACCUGUAUAAAAAACACCUGUCCACAGAAGCAAUCAAUCAAUCAGAUUCCAAACACUCCACCAUGGCCAAGACCAAAGAGCUCUCCAAGGAUGUCAGGGACAAGAUUGUAGACCUACACAAGGCUGGAAUGGGCUACAAGACCAUCGCCAAGCAGCUUGGUGAGAAGGUGACAACAGUUGGUGGGAUUAUUCGCAAAUGGAAGAAACACAAAAGAUCUGUCAAUCUCCCUCGGCCUGGGGCUCCAUGCAAGAUCUCACCUUGUGGAGUUGCAAUGAUCAUGAGAACGGUGAGGAAUCAGCCCAGAAUAAUAAAUAAUAAUAAUAUGCCAUUUAGCAGACGCUUUUAUCCAAAGCGACUUAGUCAUGCGUGCAUACAUUUUUGUGUAUGGGUGGUCCCGGGGAUCGAACCCACUACCCUGGCAUUACAAGCGCGAUGCUCUACCAGCUGAGCUACAGAGGACCACACAGAACUACACGGGAGGAUCUUGUCAAUGAUCUCAAGGCAGCUCGGACCAUAUUCAAAAAGAAAACAAUUGGUAACACACUAUGCCGUGAAGGACUGAAAUCCUGCAGCGCCCGCAAGGUCCCCCUGCUCAAGAAAGCACAUAUACAGGGCCAUCUGAAGUUUGCCAAUGAACAUCUGAAUGAUUCAGAGGAGAACUGGGUGAAAGUGUUGUGGUCAGAUGAGACCAAAAUCGACCUCUUUGGCAUCAACUCAACUCGCCGUGUUUGGAGGAGGAGGAAUGCUGCCUAUGACCCCAAGAACACCAUCCCCAUCGUCAAACAUGGAGGUGGAAAUAUUUUUUUCAGUUUUUCUGCUAAGGGGACAGGACAACUUCACCGCAUCAAAGGGACGAUGGACGGGGCCAUGUACUGUCAAAUCUUGGGUGAGAACCUCCUUCCCUCAGCCAGGGCAUUGAAAAUGGGUCGUGGAUGGGUAUUCCAGCAUGACAAUGACCCAAAACACUCGGCCAAGGCAACAAAGGAGUGGCUCAAGAAGAAGCACAUUAAGGUCCUGGAGUGGCCUAGUCAGUCUCCAGACCUUAAUCCCAUAGAAAAUCUGUGAAGGGAGCUGAAGGUUCGAGUUGCCAAACGUCAGCCUCGAAACCUUAAUGACUUGGAGAAGAUCUGCAAAGAGGAGUGGAACAAAAUCCCUCCUGAGAUGUGUGCAAACCUGGUGGCCAACUACAAGAAACGUCUGACCUCUGUGAUUUCCAACAAGGGUUUUGCCACCAAGUCAUGUUUUGCAGAGGGGUCAAAUACAUAUUUCCCUCAUUAAAAUGCAAAUCAAUUUAUAAAAUUUUUAACAUGCGUUUUUCUGGAUUUUAUUGUUGUUAUUCUGUCUCUCACUGUUCAAAUAAACCUACCAUUAAAAUUAUAGACUGAUCAUGUCUUUGUCAGUGGGCAAACAUACAAAAUCAGCAGAGGAUCAAAUACUUUUUUCCCUCACUGUAUGCACGCACCACUUUUCCGUUAUUUAUUUUUUAGCAUUUUUUGAAACAAGUUAUUUUUUGAAUUUCACAUCACCAAUUUUGACUAUUUUGUGUAUGUCCAUUACAUGAAAUCCAAAUAAAAAUGCAUUUAAAUUACAGGUUGUAAUGCAACAAAUUAGGAAAAUCACCAAGGGGGAUGAAUAUCUUUGCAAGGCACUGUAGAUGGGAGCUAGAGUUGGCAGUGAGGAGUACUACACUGUACUGAAGAAUUUUCCCUUAGUGUCCAGAAAUUGUGUUCUGCUUUAUGCCAACCCCUUUGUGCAAGGUCAGGGAGUUUCCCUGUUUUAACUCUCCAUCCUUUCCUUAAUCUGUUUUCUUUGUUUUGUUUGAAUGCAUGCUGGCCUUUCAUUUAGUUUCAUUUCAUUUAUCUUUUUUCUACCCAUCUCUCCUCCUUCCUGCUUGUCUCUCCUCUCCUUCUCUCUCCUGUACCGGUUUUCCGCUAUCGUCUGCCCGUCCAUCCCUUCCUUUCUCCACUCCUCCAACCUCCAUCCUUCCGCUCCCUCACACACAGCCUUACCGCCACAUCUCCAGACCAGGGCUCCCAGAAGCCUUUGCAGACCGCCGUGGUUCUGAUGAACUCCAACGGCAAAACCUCUCAGGGGUCAGGAGGGGGCAUCUCCGUGACAACACUCUGCCUGGACGCCCCCCCAGCCUUCAAGCCCCACAAAGGCCGGGGCGGGCUCUCCUUCGGGACAGAAUGGCUCUCGUUGCUCCGCCCCUCCACCGUCAACGGGACACUGAAGUUCUCUCACUCUCUGAACGAUGUGGGCCAGCACAUGGACAGCCUCUGUAGCGGACUGCACUUCAUAGACCGGACCUGUUCUGAAGGAGAGCUGGAUGUAAAACCUAAACAACCCAACACGGACCAGAAGUCCAAGACGCUCAACGGCAAAGCAGCCACACUCCCACACCAGGCCUCGAACCAUCCUCCCUUCCCCACGCACACACUCACCCACACACACCCUCACCUCGUUCCCUCGUUCACCAACAACUACAAAUACCUCACCCACGAACACUGCCUCCAACCUUAUUCUUCUGGCGUCCCUCCUCCUCCUCCUCCACCUCCUAACUCCCACCUCCACCCGCCCAGCUCCAAACUCCUCCGCCUCUUGCUCCCCUUCUCUCGCUCCUCUACCUCGGCCAGUCUGCAGUGUUCUGAGCUGGGUAGCUACGCCUCCCGCCUCCACAUCACCAAAUCCUCCAGCGCCCUGAUGGGAGGCAGUGAGCCUCCACUGGGGGGAACAGAGGGCCUCCUGGGGGAUGACGAGGUGUUUGAGAUCCCCCAGGGAAGGACCGGAACUUGGACAGGGGCUGGAGCCCCAGGAAGUGGUGCCGGAUGCGGGGAAGCGGGUCUGCUCGGGGCAGCCCCCCUUUGCUACAUGGACGAAGACAGCGAUCUGGACCGUUUUUCGUUUCUGGACCGGUGUUCGUCACCUGCCCACUCUGACAAAACGGGGCCGCACACGCCAGGCCCGCUCUCGCCCUAUUCGCUGUCCGGAGACUGCUGCAGGUGGGUGAUUCCUGGAUUGUGACCCCCCCCUGUGCCGUGAAGUGGUAGACUCCUCCUGCUCACCCCCGUGCUGUGACGUGGUAUAGCCCCAUAGAAUUCCAUGGCUGGAUCCUGCCUACGCCUCCUGUGACGUGACGUGGUAGAGCCCUGCCCAUCCCUCCUGUGAAGUGGUAGUGACUGUGCGAUCAGGGACUAGCUCGAUCAGGGACUAGCUCGAACGGUCAGUCACACUGUGGUCUACUCUCCAAUUAUGCUUGCGUGGGUGUGUUAUAUUUUUCAAAUUGGAAAAUAGGAUUUCAAUAAUUAGCUCGCUGGUUAUCCACAGAGACAGCAGGCGGCGGGGAGAGAAGAGACACAGACAGAGGAGAGAGAAAGAGAAAAAGAAAAAGAAAAGGAGAGAGGGAGCAAGUGCUUUUGGAUGAAGGUGUUCUGACUUGUCACUCCUCCUCUGUACCAGUGGAGGCUCCUCAGAGGAGGAAGGGGAGAACCAUCCUCCUCAGUGAAUUUAAUAAAUAUAGUGAAACAUUAAGUUAUCCUUUUUAGAUAACACUAUAAUAAGUAUAUUCACUUCACCAAAUAAUUGAUUAAAACACACUGUUUUGCAAUGAAGAUCUACAAUAGCCUCAACAGCACUCAGUAGGGUAGUACCAUGGUGAAGCCAGAGGUCAGCUAGUUUUAGUCCUCCUCUGGGUACAUUGACUUCAAUACAAGACAUAGGAGGCUCAUGGUUCUCACCCCCUUCCAUUACACAGUAAUUAUGACAACUUCCAGAGGACGUCCCUCAAUCUAUCAGAUCUCUUGCAGCAUUAACUGACAUGUUGUCCACCCAAUCAAAGGAUCAGAGAAUGAAUCUAGUACUGAAAGCAUAAGCUACAGCUAGCUAGCACUGCAGUGCAUAAAAUGUGGUGAGUAGUUGACUCAAAGAGAGAGAAAGACAAUAGUUGAACAGUUUUGAACAAGUUAAUAUUUUUUAACUUUCACUUUCACUUAGCUAACGAAUGCAGCCAGCUAGUUCAGCCUACUCAAACACCCGGCUCAAACAGUGAGGGAUGCUAUGUUAGCUAGCUGGCUAUGGCUAUCCAACACUAGAACUUUUCCGGGGCCCGCCGGUGUAACUGCUAAACUGCUUGCUGACUGUACACCGUACUGCAUGAUUGUAGCGGGUUUACUAACGCAUUAGUUCUAGUAGCUAUGUUGACGUGAGCUAAUAUGGUGACAACGAUGUAGGCUGUGUGUAGCGGUUAUGAUAUGAAGGUUUGGUUUGGAAAGGUUUUUUCACUUGGUCACAGACAACUGAUGUGUUGUGCACUGAAGUCCACAAGUGAAGGGAAAAGGUGAGAGGAGGAAUUAUAGAAAAAGCAAAAAUGAUCAUGCUGUUUGUAUGAGGCUGCUAUGAAAGUGAACUGUAUUUGCGUGUGAUCAGGGGUGUAUUCGUUCCACUGAAUUUGUUGAAAGACCUUUCUUAAACGGAAGAAAACUGAACGAAACUGGGAUAAACAUACCUGGAUUUGUCCAAUAGAAACUCUCAUUUGCAACUGUUGGACUUCUGAUUACAGCCAAGAUCAGAUGCAGGUGGUAUUGAAUGUGUCACUGUCUGUCACCUUGAUUACUCCAAUUUUUAUCUUGACCUGUGCACCUACGUUGUAAACGUUCAUUCAUAGGCUAAGUUAGGUUGUAGGAACCUCAUGAUGGAUAUAGGGAAGACUUUGUAUCAUGUAGUUUGAAGUUUGAAUUUAUUUGUUCUUGGGAGUACAGGAGGGGACUGAGCACGCACCCCUGAGGGGCCCCUGUGUUGAGGAUCAGCGUGGCAGACAUGUUGUUACCUACCCUUACCACCUGGGGGCAGCCCGUCAGGAAGUCCAGGAUCCAGUUGCAGAGGGAGGUGUUUAGUCCCAGGGUCCUUAGCUUAGUGAUGAGCUUUGAGGGCACUAUGGUGUUGAACGCUGAGCUGUAGUCAAUGAAUAGCAUUCUCACGUAGGUGUUCCUCUUGUCCAGGUGGGAAAGGGCAGUGUGGAGUGCAAUAGAGAUUGCAUCAUCUGUGGAUCUGUUGGGGCGGUAUGCAAAUUGGAGUGGGUCUAGGGUUUCUGGGAUAAUGGUGUUGAUGUGAGCCAUGACCAGCCUUUCAAUGCACUUCAUGGCUACAGACGUGAGUGCUAUGGGUCGGUAGUCAUUUAGGCAGGUUAUCUUAGUGUCCUUGGGCACAGGGACUAUGGUGGUCUGCUUGAAACAUGUUGGUAUUACAGACUCAGUCAGGGACAUGUUGAAAAUGUCAGUGAAGACACUUGCCAGUUGGUCAGCACAUGCUCGGAGUACACGUCCUGGUAAUCCGUCUGGCCCUGCGGCCUUGUGAAUGUUGACCUGCUUAAAAGUCUUACUCAAAUGGGCUACGGAGAGCGUGAUCACAUAGUCAUCCGGAACAGCUGAUGCUCUCAUGCAUGCUUCAGUGUUGCUUGCCUCGAAGCGAGCAUAGAAGUGAUUUAGCUCGUCUGGUAGGCUUGUGUCACUGGGCAGUUCGCGGCUGUGCUUCCCUUUGUAGUCUGUAAUAGUUUUCAAGCCCUGCCACAUCCGACGAGCGUCAGAGCUGGUGUAGUACAAUCCAAUCUUAGUCCUGUAUUGACUCUUUGCCUGUUUGAUGGUUCGUCGGAGGGCAUAGCGGGAUUUCUUAUAAGCUUCCGGGUUAGAGUCCCGCUCCUUGAAAGCAGCAGCUCUACCCUUUAGCGCAGUGCGGAUGUUGCCUGUAAUCCAUCGCUUCUGGUUGGGGUAUGUACGUACGGUCACUAUGGGGAUGACGUCAUUGAUGCACUUAUUGAUGAAGCCAGUGACUGAUGUGGUGUACUCCUCAAUGCUAUCUGAAGAAUCCCGGAACAUAUUCCAGUCUGUGCUAGCAAAACAGUCCUGUAGCUUAGCAUCUGCGUCAUCUGACCAAUCUUUUAUUAACAGAGUCACUGGUGCUUCCUGCUUUAGUUUUUGCUUAUAAGCAGGAAUCAGGAGGAUAGAGUUAUGGUCAGAUUUGCCAAAUGGAGGGCGAGGGAGAGCUUAAAUAUGAAUGACAGUCAUCCAAUAUGCUGUAAUAGAAAUAAGUAAAUAAAAUAAUCGUCCUCCCUCAUCUUAAAUGCCACAUUUUCCUAAUUGAAAAGCAUUGAAGAUAAUUGGAAUCGGAAUUUCAGUGUACUUCCUGAAUUGACUGGAAUUGCAAUGGAAUUGACCCCAACCCUGAUGGACUGAGAUCACCACUGAUCCAGAUCCUUCCUGUUCUGUCUGCUCUGUUCUGUCCUGGCUGCUAGCCUAAUGAGACAGUCUUUCUGACACAUUAUUGGAGUGGCUCUCCCCGGUUCGGAAAUUAUCAGAAAUCGAGCCAGCGCAAAUGUGUAGUGAGAGAGAUCAGUACAGUGGGAGUGGCAGAGACAGAGUUUUGUUGCUGAGAAUUUUCAGAUGAGCUUCUUGAUUUCCAUAAAUUCACUGAAAACCCACACUAACACAUGAUUAUAUUAACAGUAUUGCACUUUUCAUGUAUACUUUUGGCCAGCUAAUAGCCUAACCACCGAUCAAGCAACGUUAUGGACUAAACAUUCAAAUCCUGUUACUGCAGGAUUCUUUUGCUGUGACAAUGUAGGUCAAAUUAAGAUCCUACAUCUCUACAGGAACACUCAGAUGUUAUAAUGAAGUUAUCUUUUUUCUCUAUCCUCCUGUUUCCAUCAUCAUUUUAAUCCAUGUUUCCUGCUGGCAUUUGAAUGCGUUCCAUGUCGAGAUACUCUGGUGGCGUCCCUGUUACCUGCCAUCUCACUAUCUCUUCUCAACAAGAUGUGUUCUGGCUGACGAAGCAAGGCAAAUGUAAUCCCUGUUUCUGUCAUAUUCUCAGCCAGCCAGCAGUGCAUAAAAUGUACACCAAUACAGCCAAUUUAGUUGCCAGUCAACAGAGAGCUUAGGAACAGCGCACAGUUGUCUCACGCACUAUCUGAGUACUAGUACACAUACUUUAUGAAUACCAUUAUGGGCUCAGUCUGGUGUGGUAAUGGCUGAUUAUCAUCUCUCGUUAACUCUUCUAAGUUAGUGAGCCGUGUUCAGGGAAUCAACUUGUUUUUCUCAGUGCUUUGCAGAGCCGCAUACAAACACACCACAACAACCUACCCCAGCAAUAAACACUACCUCCUCUUUAUCCCUUCAUUCAUCCCUCCAUCCCACCCUCUCCUCUUCUCCUCCCCAUCCAUAACCACUAGAAUCACCCCCUCUCCAUCCCUCCAUCCCACCCUCUCCUCUUCUCCUCCCCAUCCAUAACCACUAGAAUCACCCCCUCUCCAUCCCUCCAUCCCACCCUCUCAUCUUCUCCUCCCCAUCCAUAACCACUAGAAUCACCCCCUCUCCAUCCCUCCAUCCCACCCUCUCCUCCCCAUCCAUAACCACUCUAAUCACCCCUCUCCAUCCCUCCAUCCAACACUCUCCUCUUCUCCUCCCCAUCCAUAACCACUAUAAUCACCCCUCUCCAUCCCUCCAUCCCACACUCUCCUCUUCUCCUCCCCAUCCAUAACCACUAUAAUCACCCCUCUCCAUAUCUCCAUCCCACCCUCUCCUCUUCUCCUCCCCAUCCAUAACCACUAGAAUCACCCCCUCUCCAUCCCUCCAUCCCACCCUCUCCUCUUCUCCUCCCCAUCCAUAACCACUAGAAUCACCCCCUCUCCAUCCCUCCAUCCCACCCUCUCCUCUUCUCCUCCCCAUCCAUAACCACUAGAAUCACCCCCUCUCCAUCCCUCCAUCCCACCCUCUCCUGUUCUCCUCCCCAUCCAUAACCACUCUAAUCACCCCUCUCCAUCCCUCCAUCCCACACUCUCCUCUUCUCCUCCCCAUCCAUAACCACCAGAAUCACCUCCUCUUUAUUCCUUCAUCCAUUCCUCCAUCCCACUCCCUCCUCCUCCACCUCGCCUCCUCCUUUGUUCAUGUUGCCGUUUCAUCUUGUGAGGAUUUGGCCAGAUCAAACUUAUUAUCCUCCUAACUGACUCACUACACCCACCUCCCCUCCUUAACCAAGAUGUGUGUGUGUGUGUGUGUGUGUGAGAGAGAGAGGGAGUGAGUGAGUGACAGUGUGAUCCACCUCAUGGUUAUGACCAGACAGUAGGCACUCUUUUGACCAACUCAUUUCUAAACCCUGCUGUGCUCUCCAUCUCUGUUCUUUCCUUUCAUUCUUUCUGCUCUGUUCCAUUCUGUUAUUUUAUUCUGACUGAAUAUCAUGCAAAAUGCUGUUUUCAUUUGAAUUCAAUUCAAUAUGGCUCUAUGCACACUUCUCAAGGACAGCUAAGAAGGCUUUGUCAGUAAAACCACUAGUUUCAUGUUAAUGUGUGUUUGUUCUGAGAGUAUUGACUUCAGAGAUCAUUUCUGUGCUGCCCUUAGAAGUUACUCUGCAUUUUCAGCAUUGAGUCUAAUCCCAUCCUCCUCUCUCUCUCUCUCUCUCUCUCUCUCUCUCUCUCUCUCUCUCUCUCGCUCUCGCUCUCGCUCUCGCUCUCUCGCUCUCUCGCUCUCUCGCUCUCUCGCUCUCUCGCUCUCUCGCUCUCUCUCUCUCAAUUUCUCUCUCUCUCUCUCAAUUUCUCUCUCUCUCUCUCUCCAUCGAUUUUUCUCCCUUCAACUUCCUACUUCCUCUCUUAUCUCUCUGUUGACACCUACCCUACACACACACACUCUCAGUGGAGGUUACUCAUAGUUUCCGUACUGUGUACACCUGCAAGACUGGCAGCAGCUGCCACAGAUUGGAUUUACAGGUGAGGAGGGACAGAGAAGAGAAAGAGAGAGACAGAGACAGCGUGAAAGAAAGAGAGCGGAGAGAGAAGCAAGCUGGUAGAGAGAAGAGGUGCAAUGUUACAGAUCUGAUUGACUCCCUCAAAUAUACAUUUCCUAUGAAGGAGCAGAUAUUUGAUUUAAUGUGUAUGGUGUGUGUGUGUAUGCUCAGAAUACUCAAUAGAGGGGUGUGUGUGUGUGUGCGCAGAGUCACUGUAGUGAUCUCAUGCCCCUCAACGCUGAAUGCUGCUGUGGUAAAAUACCUUUAAGUUGUUGUAUUUGUAAGCCAUACUGUAACAAACUAUCCAUGUCAUUCUAGGCCUUCCCUAUGGAUGCGUCCCACAUGGCACCUUAUUCCCUAUAGAGUACCACAGUAUGAGUCAUAAUACCCAUAAAACCUAGCGGUCAAACAGGGAAAUGGUUCCAAUCAUUUUUUCCACCAUUGAUUUUUCCCAUAGUGGAUUUUAGAAGUCACCUUGUCUGAGAGAGAUUUACAUGGUUAUCAAAAUGUCACGCCAGGGUAAGCCUACACAAAACACAGUCCUUAUUUUAAGUGUUUCUAAAAUCCCCUAUGGGAAAAAUUAAUGGUGGAAAAAUUAUUGGAACCAUUUCCCUGUUUGACUGCUAGGUUUUAUGGGUAUUAUGACACCUCUCACCCAUGUCCCUCAGAAAACAGCAAAUGAUUCAUGACUGUGAGGUUGAUUUGAGAAUAAAGUAGCUGAAAUUACAUUAGUUUGUCAUUAUUGAGUUUCCUCUUGGGGACAUAGUCUGUGUUGGGGUUGUGUUAUUAGUUUGGAUGUGAUCAGUAUGUCUGUCUGUGUCUGAUAUAGACUCUGAUAUCUACAUUUCCUGUUAACAUCACUGAGUCGUGUCUCUGUCUGUGCUGUAUUCUGCCUCUGUGGAGUUCUGUCUGUAUUCUCCUCUAGGGUCACUGAGAGUGUGCUAAUAACUCUGUAUCAGUAACUGUCUAGAGACUGUCUGUUGUCUGUGUAUCUGCUAUGGUCUACUUAUCUGUGUCUGUAACUGACCCUGUGUGUCUGUGUCUCUCUCUGUAGGAUCUGUCACUGUGAAGGAGAUGAUGACAGCCCGCUGAUAACACCGUGCCACUGUACAGGCAGCCUGCGCUUCGUCCACCAGGCGUGCCUGCAGCAGUGGAUCAAGUCCUCGGACACACGCUGCUGUGAACUCUGCAAGUACGAGUUCAUCAUGGAGACCAAGCUCAAACCCCUGCGCAAGGUGAGACUGAAGGUGUAUUUGUGUUUGUGUUUGUGUGUGUGUGUGUGUGCAUACUACACUCAUUCUAUUCUAGUUCUACAUUCCCAGAGAUGACUGUGACCAGAACAUGCAGAUGUGAAUCCCACUCGAAGACACUGACAAGACAGAAAGCUGUUUUAAUUAUCUAAUACUGAUAAGAGUAGCGUGACAUUGGGUUUUCGGCUUUGAAGAAGAUUUCAGAAGACAAUCUGGAGGUUGCAAUUGGAUUCGAAUGGUUUUGACAUGAUACAGUCUUAUUUAAGGCAUUUAUCAAUCUUUAACGCUUCCAGAUUCAAAAUUUUUAUUAAAAUGAUUAAAAUGAUUAAAAUGACAAAAACACUUAAAUAAAAGGCCAUUCUGUUAAUAGUCGUGUCCCCCUUCAGGCCAAAUCCUCAUUCCUCCUCCACAAAAAACUCUAAGAGGCAAUGUAACCCCUAAUAGUACAGCUAUAUCGUAAACAUGAAUCCAGAAUAGGAGAAAGAAGAAGAAAAAAGAAAAGGAAAAAGAAGCUCCUCAUCCCUCCAACCAUCAGCUCAUCCUCCUCACACCUCCACUCUCCUCCUCCUCCAUCCACCUCGUCCUCCUCGUCCUCCCUCCUGCUCCACCCUCCUCCUGCUCCACCCUCCUCCUCCUCCACCUCCCUCCUCCUCCACCCUCGUCCUCCUCGUCCUCUCUCCUCUCCAUCAGGAUGAAGUGUCUUUAUUAUCUGCCCUCUGUUCCUCUCCGUAAAUGUUGCAUUAUUCAGGAAGAACUAGCCACGGUGCCAGGGUAUUGGUUUAUAGGACUGGCAACGGGAUCAGUGGUGGCUCCUGAAAAAAUUCUCAGGAGGGGCAAUUUUUCUGAUGAUUUAGGUGACCUACACACAUUUUAAAAAAGAUAUGUCCAGCAACAACAUGAAGACAGGGGCAGCAUAUAAGUCAAUACCAGAAGCAUUUAUUGACUGAUCUGGGGAGAUGGAUUCCAGUUUCUGUGACAGAUUAUAAAUAAUCUCUGAUGCCUUUGUUAUAUUAGCUUUUGGUUGAAUGUACUGUCGUAGUAAAUAUAUAAUGUUAUAGCUUGGUCUGACUAAAAUCUUGUGCAUGACCCAUUUUGUGUUGGGCCUUUGUAUUCAAUACAAUGAACAAGAGUCCUAUCUUGUCAGCCUUGUCACCAGGUGGCUAAGGAUAACACCCACGCCAUAGGUCUCUCAGUUCUUCCAACUCACGAGUUCUUGCCCUGAGGACACACACACACACACCCACACACACACACACACACACACACACACACACACACACACACACAUCAUCACUGAUAAACACACACACACACACACACACACAUCAUCACUGAUAACAAACACACACACACACACACACACACACACUGAUAACAAACACACACACACACACACACAAAUCCUCUUCUCUUAGGCUGAACAUCUGAAGACAGAGAACCCGACUCAGAGCCAAUGCAACAGUGACACUAGCCUGGAGGUGACCUCGCCCAACUCAUCAGGACCAAUCAGAAGAUCAGAACUACUAGAUUUAACCUACUUCAUUUUAUUGUAUAAAAUGUCAGCACACAAUGUUUAGGGGCUCUUCUGAUAAACUCCCUACGAGUUUGACGAACGGGUCCGUGCACGCGAUUCCAGAUAUCUUUACCUCUGAAUAAACUGCCUUAUAUUAUACAAUUAUCCACCUUGUCCAAAAGUCUCUACUUGGUCUCCGUUCUCCAGUAAACUUGUUUUAUCAACAAUAGUAAGGUUCAAUGACACAGAAAGCAGUUCAAUGUCGGGGUACAGAGUCGCUCUCUUACCAGGAUCGCGGUCCGCUCUGACCAGGGUGAAGCCGGCCGGCUCCACCUCUCUGUCCGGGACUCUGUCAUCCAGCCAAGUCUCCCAGCUGUAUUGGGAUUCCGCUGCCAGCAGCGUUUUCAUUAUUUAGUCCGUUCGUAGCGGGUAUGUACACGAUCAACAAGAUCAGUCCAAAACCGAAGAUCAGUCCAAAGCAGAAUGUUUGCAGAAUGUUUGUAAACUAAGUCUACAAAUUAAAAACAUAAAAUAACGCCACACUGCAGGUCGCAACAUAGACGCUGCUAGCCGCCAUUGUCUUAGUUACGUUCAACGUUACGUCACGUAUGACGAAAGCGCGUAAGUGCAUGCCCACAGACACCCAUAGAGAAUGUAUUGAAAGCUUUGAAAUGUGAAAAAAAUAGAUUUUACAUGACAGGCUAUGAGAGACUUCUGGGCGAUUUUCAACCUGACUGAAAUCGCCCAAAAAACGGGCGGGGCCAUUUGAAGCACGACUUUAGCCUGAUUUGACAUUUAGUGGCUGGCAGAUCAGACGUGAACACUGAUAACUGCUGUUGCCGUGAUAUAAUUGAUUAGAAAAAAAAUCCCUUCCUUUUCCCGUUUGGCAGUGCGUCGCCCAUAUCGCCCUAUUGAACAAGCCGUCCCUGACUGGGAUCUAUAGUCAGUGAAGACUGAGAUCUAUACCUAGACUGAGAUCUAUACUGGGAUCUAUACCAGAGAAGGCCACUUUCCCUCCUAUUCUCUAAUUUGUCGUCUCCCUGUUCUAUAUUCUGUCAUCCCUCUCUUCUCUCAUCUCUCCCUUUUCUCCUUUUAUCGAAUCAAUGCCAGAAACCAAAGCUGAAAAAUAAAUUGUGGCCAUUGACCUUUCAUUUCAUGCUUGUCAUAAAGAAUUUCAAAGCAUGUCGACAUCUAUGAAGGUUAUUGAGAGAUUGCAUCUGAUAUUCAGAGGUAUAAUGUAGCAAAACCUUUUAUCAAUAUGUAUUUGACUGUGACCAUUGAUUUAAAUGGGUUUCAUGGAUCAAUAAAGAAACAGUCCAGUGUGUUGGAUCUAUAAGAGGUCUAACGAUGUGGUUGAGUAGUACUGGACAGCUGAUAAAUAGUUAACCACCAUCAGUGUGUAACUGAAUGAUCCACAUAACACUGACUGAAUGAUGGCCAUAAUAUAUUUAGCACUCAGUUUAAGCAGCUUCUGAAGAGGGCCAUGCGAGCACUUUCUGCCAGACUGCUCAUAGUCCAUUGAUGGUCAAUCGCCCAAACCCUGUCCGAGAGAACACAAUGGAGUCUUUAAGUGUGUGUGUGUGUGUGUAUCUGAUUUGACCUCUUUUGUUUUUUCUCUUUCCCUCCCUCCUCUAUUUCUCUCAGUGGGAGAAGCUCCAGAUGACGUCUAGUGAGAGGAGGAAGAUCAUGUGUUCUGUGACGUUCCAUGUCAUCGCCAUAACCUGCGUGGUGUGGUCCCUCUACGUGCUGAUCGACCGCACUGCAGAUGAGAUCAGAGCAGGUCACCACAGGCACCAAAACCACCACAACACCCCUCAGAAUGGACACUACACACGGCAUACCCUUCAAUACUUUCACUGCAUGGCAAAAACACCAUUACACCCCUCACUCAAUACAGUAAUAACAUGCCAAAAACACCACAACACAAUACAAAACUCUAGUACAGUACAACGUCACUCACACACACACACAUAUACACACUCUCUCUCUCUAGGUAGCCUAGCAGUUAAGAGAGUUGGGCCAGUAACUGAAAGGUCGCUGGUUCGAAUCCCAGAGCCGGCAAGGUGAAUUUUUUUUGCUGUUCUGCCCCUGAGCAAGGCAGUUAACCCCAACAACAACUGCUCCACGGGCGCGGAUGAUGUGGACGUCAAUUAAACCAGCCCCCCCACACCUCUCUGAUUCAGAGGGGUUGGGUUAAAUGCAGAAGACACAUUUCGGUUGAAUGCGUUCAGUUGUGCAACUGACUAGGUAUCACCUUUCCCUACUCUCGGGUCAGGCCCGUUCAUGCAGAUUGAAAUGUUGUGUUGAUCAUUGUAAAUAGUACAGUCAGUGUUUAUUUGAUAUUUAUUUGUAAUAAUGAGUCAAUACCCACUGUAUCUCUCUCUUUCUCUCUCUCUUAUUACAAGUAAUUUGGUAGCCAGCACUCUAAGCAUGGUGCAAGACAGUUAGGACUGUUUUUCUGGGUCUGUUAAAGAGCAAGUGAAGGCAUUAAACAACUUCUCCGGUAGAAAACGUUCUACAGUGAGGGAAAAAAGUAUUUGAUCCCCUGCUGAUUUUGUACGUUUGCCCACUGACAAAGACAUGAUCAGUCUAUAAUUUGAAUGGUAGGUUUAUUUGAACAGUGAGAGACAGAAUAACAACAAAGAAAUCCAGAAAAACGCAUGUCAAAAAUGUUAUACAUUGAUUUGCAUUUUAAUGAGGGAAAUAAGUAUUUGACCCCUCUGCAAAACAUGACUUAGUACUUGUUGGCAAAACCAACCCUUGUUGGCAAUCACAGAGGUCAGACGUUUCUUGUAGUUGGCCACCAGGUUUGCACACAUCCCAGGAGGGAUUUUGUUCCACUCCUCUUUGUAGAUCUUCUCCAAGUCAUUAAGGUUUUGAGGCUGACGGUUUGGCAACUCGAACCUUCAGCUCCCUCCACAGAUUUUCUAUGGGAUUAAGGUCUGGUGACUGGCUAGGCCACUCCAGGACCUUAAUGUGCUUCUUCUUGAGCCACUCCUUUGUUGCCUUGGCCAUGUGUUUUGGGUCAUUGUCAUGCUGGAAUACCCAUCCACGACCCAUUUUCAAUGCCCUGGCUGAGGGAAGGAGGUUCUCGCCCAAGAUUUUACGGUACAUGGCCCCGUCCAUCGUCCCUUUGAUGCGGUGAAGUUGUCCUGUCCCCUUAGCAGAAAAACACCCCCAAAGCAUAAUGUUUCCACCUCCAUGUUUGACAGUGGGGAUGGUGUUCUUGGGGUCAUAGGCAGCAUUCCUCCUCCUCCAAACACUUUCACCCAGUUCUCCUCUGAAUCAUUCAGAUGUUCAUUGGCAAACUUCAGACGGGCCUGUAUAUGUGCUUUCUUGAGCAGGGGGACCUUGCGGGUGCUGCAGGAUUUCAGUCCUUCACGGCGUAAUGUGUUACCAAUUGUUUUCUUGGUGACUAUGGUCCCAGCUGCCUUGAGAUCAUUGACAAGAUCCUCCCGUGUAGUUCUGUGUGGUCCUCUGUAGCUCAGCUGGUAGAGCACGGCGCUUGUAAUGCCAGGGUAGUGGGUUCGAUCCCCGGGACCACCCAUACACAAAAAUGUAUGCACGCAUGACUGUAAGUCGCUUUGGAUAAAAGCGUCUGCUAAAUGGCAUAUUAUUAUUAUUUAUUAUUCUGGGCUGAUUCCUCACCGUUCUCAUGAUCAUUGCAACUCCACGAGGUGAGAUCUUGCAUGGAGCCCCAGGCCGAGGGAGAUUGACAGAUCUUUUGUGUUUCUUCCAUUUGCGAAUAAUCACACCAACUGUUGUCACCUUCUCACCAAGCUGCUUGGCGAUGGUCUUGUAGCCCAUUCCAGCCUUGUGUAGGUCUACAAUCUUGUCCCUGACAUCCUUGGAGAGCUCUUUGGUCUUGGCCAUGGUGGAGAGUUUGGAAUCUGAUUGAUUGAUUGCUUCUGGGGACAGGUGUCUUUUAUACAGGUAACAAGCUGAGAUUAGGAGCACUCCUUUUAAGAGUGUGCUCCUAAUCUCAGCUCGUUACCUGUAUAAAAGACACCUGGGAGCCAGAAAUCUUUCUGAUUGAGAGGGGGUCAAAUACGUAUUUCCCUCAUUAAAAUGCAAAUCAAUUUAUAACAUUUUUGACAUGCGUUUUUCUGGAUUUUUUUGUUGUUAUUCUGUCUCUCACUGUUCAAAUAAACCUACCAUUAAAAUUUUGACUGAUCAUUUCUUUGUCAGUGGGCAAACAUACAAAAUCAGCAGGGGAUCAAAUACUUUUUUCCCUCACUGUAUGUGGCAUCGAUAUUCAUCAGAAACAUUUAUUCUAGUGUGAAAUUGACUACAAAGUGUAAAUAGGAUAAUUUUGGUCAUAAAGUCAGUCUCAUUCAAAACAGAGAUUUGCGAGAUAAAAUGGUAUGUCACGAAUGAAGGGUACCGUAAAACAGUUUUCCUUUGGUUGGGUUUAUUUCAAUCCUGCCCACAGCUGGCAGCACCCAAGUAAUCAUCAAUUCGGAGAGCAUCUGCAUGCGACCCGAUCGUAAUGCCUGACAUUUGAUAUCCCUAUGGGGAUAGUUAGGGAACAUCAGUAAAUUACACAAUGUACAUAUUUUAAAAUGUCAAUAGCUCCAAAUUUCAAGGACUUAAAAACCUCAAACCAACUCUAAAUUGUAGAAUUAAUAUACAAAUAUUGAAAGCAUCUAAUAAGACAACUAAAAGGAAUGCAACAUGAAAAUACUGUUCCAUUUACAUUGUGUCAUUUAUUGACGGUCCCUAACUAUCCCCAUAGAUAGGCUAUCCAAAGUCAAACCAGUUUUGCCACGGUCACACACCAGCCGGCUGAAACUAAUUGGCGAAAGAAGUUGGCUAGCUUGCUAGCUAGUCUUGGCUACUUCCAGACACAAGACCUGGUUAGACUGUUUCAAGUUAUCUAGAAGGGUGAGUGACUAACUGUGCACUGUUUUGGCAGUUAAAAGACAAACACUUCCCAUGCUCGAACACACACAAGAGACACCCACAUCAAAGCACGCCUCCAAAACCCAAAUCUCAUUCUGUCGCAUUUCCUAAUGAGGAGAAUUGAAACCAAGGCUAAAUCAGGAAGUUCAGCGUCCCUUUAAGCAGUUAUUGUACUGCUAGAGAGAGUGUGUGGGGUGUGGGGGGGACCACUCUCUUUUCACCAGUGUAAGUGAAUAAGGAGUAUAAGUGCAUGGUAAAUUGAGUUAUAAACUCUCUACCCUCUCUCUGUCUAUCUGUCUAUCACUGGUAAUACAUUGUAAUGGCAAUCUCUUCACCCAUGCAGCCGGAAGAAUCCCAGGUAAACCUUUCACCUUUGACCUUUAACAAUGUUUUAUGUAAUUUUAUGUGAGACUGGGCUUUGGUGUAGAGGGCUUUUUCUAAUUUAAUCUUUCCUUGAUUCCUGUCAUCUUCCCUCAUUGCACUCAAUCCAGCACUGACUUUGCUGAUAGCGACUUUAUUGAGGAAAAGUUGUACUUACUGUACUAUGACUGUGGUUGUCUUACCUAGCUACCUUAAGGUGAAUGCACAAACUGUAAGUUGCUCUGGAUAAGAGUGUCUACUAAAAUGUAAAAUGUUUUCAAAACGCAUUGGAGAAGGCAAGUGUGGAGGGACCUUCGACCUUCUUCUCCAAUCUGUUUGGGAAGGAGGUGAGGAGAUAGGACACAAGGAAUUGCAGAAAGACGAAUUGAGAUAGAGUCUAGUUCCUGUUCCUCCUUCCUACAUGACCCUCUCUCCUCCCCUUUCUUUACUCUCCUCUCCAUGUUAGAACUGAUCUAUUUAUUUCACCCUCCAUAAUCUCUUAUAGCAUCUGCAUCCUUGAUAAGCAUAUAUCUAUUUAUGUGACCGUUGGCAAUGUAUUUGACAUGUCUCACUCUUUCUCCCCCCCUCUUCUAACCCUAACCCCAGGUAUCCUGGAGUGGCCAUUCUGGACCAAGCUGGUGGUGGUAGCCAUCGGCUUCACGGGCGGCCUGGUCUUCAUGUACGUCCAGUGUAAAGUCUACAUCCAGCUGUGGCGGAGACUCAAGGCCUACAACCGGGUGAUCUAUGUCCAGAACCGCCCGGAGACGUGUAAAAAGCAGGUGUUCGAGAAGCUGCCCCUCAUGGAGCCCAGUUUGGAGCACAAGGAGGCUCUGGCCCCCACCCAGUCUGACACAAACUCCUCCCAGUACACAGAGGAUUACAGUAUGGAAGUGCUACAUGUCUGACCAACAUAUUACUGAUGUGCACACACCAUUUGACUGACAUAUACUGAUACACAGGCACACCGUGUCUGACCGACAUUUACACACGCACAGGGACACAUCAUGUCUGACCAACAUACACACACACACACACACA